Fusarium venenatum is the source of this 1557-nucleotide messenger RNA. Its product is annotated as general substrate transporter. Gene Ontology annotation, biological process: transmembrane transport; carbohydrate transport. Gene Ontology annotation, cellular component: membrane. The record is from RefSeq and is a predicted model, not a curated record. Gene Ontology annotation, molecular function: carbohydrate:proton symporter activity. NCBI's taxonomy places the organism in Eukaryota, Fungi, Ascomycota, Sordariomycetes, Hypocreales, Nectriaceae.
AUGGGAACCAACGAGAAUGGCGAGCAUGAUGAAGUGCGGGUUCACGACCUCUGCACUAAAGAGUCAUGGUGGAAUGUGCCGCAUUUGGUGAGGUUGAACCUCAUGCUUGCAAUUCCAUUCAUGUCGGCCUAUAUAGGCGGUUAUGAUGGCAGUGUGCUCAAUGGAAUGCAGACUCUUGAGCAUUGGCAAACUGAAUUCGAUCACCCCUCUGGCGGCAUUCUUGGCCUUUUGGUCAAUAUCCAAACCAUCGGUGGCGUGGUUGCUUUGCCUAUCGCCCCUUGGAUGGCCGACACGUAUGGGCGACGCCAUCCCAUCUUUCUCGGGUCCUGUAUCAUCAUAGGCGCAGCAAUUCUGCAGGGAUGUGCUAACAACAUGGCCAUGUUCUUAUCUGGGCGCUUUUUUAUCGGCCUCGGUGGCAUGUUCAUUUCUUGCGCUGCUCCUCCGCUCCUUGGAGAACUGGCGUAUCCGACUCAUCGACCUAUCAUCACCGGAAUUUAUAACACCACCUGGUAUACUGGCGCCAUUGUCGCUGCCUGGGCUACCUAUGGUACAUUCCACAUGAAUAACAACUGGAGCUGGAGAAUCCCUUCACUCCUUCAGGCACUAGUCUCCAUAUUUCAGGUGGCUUUUAUCUACUUAUUGCCUGAGAGCCCCAGGUGGCUUGUUGCCAAUGAUCGUUCGGCGGAGGCCACCAAAGUCCUCAGCAAGUAUCAUAGCGGCACCGAAGAGACAACUGAGCUUGUUCGCCUUCAGAUUGCCGAAAUCACCAGUGCCAUCGAAUUCGAACGCUCUCUUGAGUCCGUCUCGUACCUCCAGUUCUUCAGAACAAGGGGAAACCGUCAUCGUACAGUAGUUGUCGCGUCCUUGGGCUUCAUCAUCCAAUGGUGUGGUAACCAGCUUAUCGGUCCCUAUCUUGCUCUUGUCCUUUCCGAUAUUGGAAUCACCGACGGCGAAACCCAGAACCUCAUUAACGGAGGUCUCCAGAUCUACAACUUCAUCAUUGCAUGUAGUGCUGCUACCCUUAUCGACCGAGUUGGUAGACGGCCCCUACUGCUGACGUCAAUUAUCGGCAUGCUAUCUACAUUUACUGUCUGGACCAUCUUGGCGGCACGAAGCCAGAUGGAAGAUGGCUCCAACAAGGGAUUCGGCAUUGGCAUCGUCAUCCUGAUUUUUGUCUUCUUUACCUUUUACAAUAUCGCCAUGUCGCCUCUGCCUAUUGCCUACCUUCUCGAGGUGUUGCCGUAUUCUCUUCGGUCCAAGGGUCUCAGCAUCUUCAACUUGGCACAGAUUUGCAGUGGCCUAUUCAACGGCUUUGUUAAUCCAGUAGCACUGAAGUCCUUGAGGUGGAAGUACUACAUCGUGUUUGUUGUAGCUCAAUGUCUGUGGCUCACCAUCAUCUACUUCACUUACCCUGAGACUCGAGGUUUGUCCCUCGAAGAGGUCGCUCAGGUCUUUGAUGGGAGACAAGUGCUCGACAGAACUCUCGAAAUCAAGGCUGAAGGAAUCCCCGAAGUCGACCACAAGAGCAGAGUCACACCAGAAGACAAGGAGCUGUAG